CCUGUAAGGGUUGCGAACCCGAAUAUUUGUGGUGCCGGGCGGCUGCUGAGCCGGGAGGGAAGCGGCUCCUAGUAGCCUGCCGUGUGGGGAGCGGGCGCCAACUGCUGCGAGUCCUUCCUGAAGCAGCACGGUGUGAGAACAGUUUAGCUAUCAAUGGCAUCCACAGUGAAUCUGAAAGAAGCCAAUGGCAACCAAAGUUCCUGGGAUACUUUGCUACCAGAUUUCCCCAAGGGGCCGCUCUGCAAAUAUCGAAAGAAAGCUUCCUUCAACUGGAAGGAGAUGGCAGUGUUUCUGGAUGGCGAGGAUAUCAUCCAGCUUAAGAACAGAAUCUUCUCUGCUCUAGAAAAUGAUCCUGUCUUCGCACAUCGUCCUGGAGAAGAUUUGAGCCGUGAGAAGUAUCAGGAGCUGACGUUCCUGCGCUGUAAAAGACUCUUUGAGUAUGACUUUCUUACUCAGCAAGAGAUCAUAGAGAACCCAUUAAAGAUAUUUAAUAUGGUUAUCUGUAUAGGAAUGUAUGAUUGGUCUCCGUGUCUCCAGUAUUUCUUACAUUGCGGUGUAUUUGCAGGUACAAUUUUGAGUGCUUCAAUGAGGUUUGCAGACUUACUGAAAAAAGUUUUUAACAUGGAGAUUUUUGGAUGUUUUGCUCUGACUGAACUCAGCCAUGGAACUAAUACCAAAGGCAUACGGACCACUGCCACAUUUGAUCAUAGCACUCAGGAAUUUGUCAUCAAUACACCUGACUUUGAAGCUGCAAAGUUCUGGGUUGGUAAUAUGGGGAAACAUGCCACCCAUGCAGUUGUGUAUGCCCAACUCUAUACUCCUGAUGGACAAUGCCAAGGAUUACAUUCCUUUAUUGUACAGAUUCGAGAUACAAAAACUCUCCUACCUAUGCCAGGUGUCAUGGUAGGUGACAUAGGAAAGAAACUUGGGCAGAAUGGUCUGGAUAAUGGGUUUGCCAUGUUUCACAACGUCAGGAUACCUAAAGAAAACAUACUGAAUAUAGCUGGAGAUGUCACAGCUGAGGGGAAAUACUCAAGUUCUUUCAAGGAUGUUAAAGAGCGUUUUAGUGCAUCUCUUGGGUCUUUGUCCAUUGGCAGAAUUCUGAUCACAGCAGUUUCUGCGACCAAUUUAAAGCUUGCCUUAUCAAUAGCCAUUCGCUUCUCAGCAACUCGCCGUCAGUUUGGACCAACUGAUGAAGAGGAGAUACCUGUUCUUGAAUACCAAACACAGCAAUGGCGUCUUCUUCCUUAUUUGGCUGCUGCCUAUAUCUUAGAUUAUUUCUCCAAAUCACUGUUCGAGAACUUCGUAGAAUUUUUUGCAGGCUUAUUGACAAAGCAAAGGAGUCAGAGGCAGGCUGAUUUGGGACGUGAGAUUCAUGCCUUAUGUGCUGCCAGCAAACCACUGUCUUCUUGGACUGCUCAGCAGGCAGCCCAGGAGUGUCGAGAAGCUUGUGGAGGACAUGGUUACCUUGCGAUGAAUCGUCUGGGUGAAAUCCGAAAUGACAAUGAUCCAAACUGCACAUAUGAGGGAGAUAACAAUGUCCUGCUUCAGCAAACCAGCAACUAUUUAAUGAGCUGGAUGAAUUGCAUAAGAGAUAAAGUGCCUUUCGAAUCCCCUCUUGGAACAAUAAACUUCUUGCAAGACUACCAUCACAUCCUUGGCUGGAAAUUCACAGCCAUUAGUGUUGAAGACUGCAUGGACUCCUCAGUUCCUUUAGCAGCAUAUAAGUGGCUGGUUUGCAACCUGCUCCGAGAAAGUGACCUAAAGCUGAGAAAGGAGAAGCAGUCAGGGCAAAGUGAUUUUGAGGCAAAAAACAACUGUCAGGUGUACUACUGUCGAUCACUAGCCAUUGCUUUUAUUGAACAAACAGUCUUACAAAGAUACCAUGACUACGCUCAUGAUCCCAACAUACCAUCUGCUCUGCAGACAGUGCUUAAGAAUCUCAGUGCGCUGUAUGGACUCUGGUCUUUAAGUAAACAUCUGGCUGUGCUCUACCAAGGUGGCUAUGUUUCAGGUGAACAAGCUGGCAGAUUUAUUCAGAAUGCUAUUCUGGAGCUUUGCUACAGGUUGAAAGAUGAUGCAGUUGCCCUUGUUGAUGUCUUUGCUCCUCCUGACUUCAUUCUCAACUCUCCCAUUGGUAAAGCUAGUGGUGAGAGGUGUCACCAGACCUACAAGCAGGAUGCAGGAUGUGGGUGCACCAUGGAUUUGGCUUUACUAGUUAUAUAAGAAUAUGUGGUCGGAGAUCCUUCAAGGCAACAAAGCUCUGAACAGACCUUCGUGGUGGGCAGAAUUUUGUAUUAAUAAACCUGUUACAGGCAGGCUGAGGUCAAGAUUGUAAACCAAACAACUUGUAAAAGGCCAGAUAGGCCUGAGAUGGAUACCAUAUUUCAAACGUCAGGAGGAAAUGAGACCAUAUGUCAAACACUGAAAAGAAAGAUUUUCAUAUAGAAGUGCCAAGUUUUAAAAUAACUUUGAAAUCAGGUCCAACUUGGUCUCAAGGACUCUUAACAUAAUAAUGACAGGAGUGGGAGCAACACAUCUGCACACUAUUCAUAUUUACUCAGUUAAAUACAAAGAAUGAAGGUUCAUAAUGAUCAUUGCUUUGCAAAGUUUCUGUAAAUGAAGUGUUCCAAUUGCUCUCUAGACCAAUGGCAUAUUACAGAAGUUAAAUAGUUAAAAAACAUUUCCUCCAGGGCAUAUGAACAAACUGAACAAAUUAUUUUUUUCAAGAUUCUAGGAUAAUAUUAGCAAAAUAAAAGAGAAUCGGAAGAAAAAAAGGAAAAAGACAACAAGAACAUCAGCAGUGGUAAACCUGCAAUAAGAGACAGGAUUCAUUCCUGACAGCCAUGAAGCUCUUCUGAUUUACUUCAUGCACCUCUGUGUUAAACUGCUUAAUUGCUCUUCCAAUGCAAGAAGAGGAUUGGGUUUUUAGAUAAUCUGCCUUUGAAUUGUGUGUACAUACAACAUCUGUACAUACAACAAAUCAAACAUGAUUCAUGCAUCUUUUUUUGAUGUAGUAGUACAAACUCAAAAGUCUUGUAUAUAUUUUCAUUGUUGAUUAUAACAUUUUCACUGCUGCAUAACUGGUAUCAAGUCUGGUAUGUGUUGAUGCACAGAAAUUGCACUGUUUUAGGUCAGAAUAUAUUCGAAUUAUUAUAAAUAAAGAAUUAAAAGUACAUACAACAGUGAUAGGCAUUAUUAAAUGUAUUAGUAUUUUUCACUUUCAGCUAUAUUAACUGUCAAAUGUUUUUAACUGUCAUUUUUUCUUCAGAAAUGGAAAAGACUAACAGAACUUUGAAAAUUCAGAAUAUUUUGUUUCAGAUAUGUUGUGAAAAACUAAUUUUUCCUUUAUUGUGUCUAUGAACUGAAGUACUGUUAUGCCUAAAUCUUGUUUCUUUUUUUUUUUUUGUUAUGAACAAUCCUUUCAAGCCAAAGAGAUUAUUUAUCAGUUCAAAAGUUGAGUAUUUAUGGCUAAUUAUGGAUGAUUUUUGGCUUGGGCUAUUAAAUGAAUGUGAAUUCAAUACUUGAGUGUUGAAUUCCACUUGAGCAGAA
Messenger RNA from Cygnus olor (mute swan), 3552 nucleotides. RefSeq names its product acyl-CoA oxidase 3, pristanoyl (gene ACOX3). The record is from RefSeq and is a predicted model, not a curated record. Lineage: Eukaryota; Metazoa; Chordata; Aves; Anseriformes; Anatidae. Bases 154 to 2226 code for a protein of 690 amino acids. Gene Ontology annotation, biological process: fatty acid beta-oxidation using acyl-CoA oxidase; lipid homeostasis. Gene Ontology annotation, molecular function: FAD binding; pristanoyl-CoA oxidase activity; fatty acid binding. The transcript is spliced from 19 exons. Gene Ontology annotation, cellular component: peroxisome.